Linepithema humile (Argentine ant) is the source of this 1538-nucleotide messenger RNA. RefSeq lists its product as uncharacterized. Gene Ontology annotation, biological process: neuron differentiation; brain development; central nervous system development. Gene Ontology annotation, molecular function: RNA polymerase II cis-regulatory region sequence-specific DNA binding; DNA-binding transcription factor activity, RNA polymerase II-specific. Gene Ontology annotation, cellular component: nucleus. Lineage: Eukaryota; Metazoa; Arthropoda; Insecta; Hymenoptera; Formicidae. The record is from RefSeq and is a predicted model, not a curated record.
UGAAGGUGGAGUGCAAAGUAUGAGAAUUGAGACAUUGAAAAGAUUCUACGCCACUUUUGAUGACAUUUAAAUAUCUACGCAAGCCUUUUGACAAGAAUGGAGCAAACUGGAAAAAAUAAGACAAAAUAUACUUCACAACACACAUCUACGUGGUCUAAUAAACAAACCACUGAUGCUAGAGUUCCAUCUGAUGCGUAUUGGAAAUAUAAUCACAGGAACGAUCAAGAUACCACUGAUAAAAAUAUUAGACGCCAUAAAAGUCCUAUGCCAGAACAAGCAGUGAAUUAUUAUACCUCCGGAAAUUCUUAUAAGACUCUUAAACAUCAUACUUAUCCAUAUUCGACACAUCUGAAAAAUUCUCCUGCUCUUCAAACGGAGUUACCACAUCGAUAUCAACAAACUACUACAAGAUCUGGUAAAAACAAAGAUUAUACUAAAAAUGUUCCUGGCGUAAACAAAGAUCGGUAUAAAAAUCAGCAAGAAAAUGACAACAAUGUAGGAUAUGUCGAUGAAGGACUAGGAAAUGUUACGGAAGAUAAUUUAGAGGACGAUGUUGAAGAAGAAGUAAAUGAAAACGAUCAAGAAAGGAUCGGGGAAUCUCUCAAUAAAGAAUACGAUGAGCAAGAGGCAGAUGAUGAGAUUGAUGAAGAAUCCGAUGCGCCUGCCGAACCACACGCGAUACAACGAAAUGCAGCUAAAAAAGAUGCAUUGCUGCGAGCACAGCAACGAUUGCGAAUAAUGAAUCAGCAACAAGAUCCGCAUAGAAUUCAUUAUUCUCCAAAUUCUCAGCAUCCGCCGAAAUUGUAUCAAGCUCAUCCUUUAGCAACAAGGUACUAUCACAAUAUACCUGAUCACGAUAUCCACGAGGCAUUGUCAGAGGAAGAUCUGUACACAACUCAAGUCCUGAAAAAUCCUCCUCGAAGAUUAUCAGCGGGUUAUCAUCAAAAUUGGAUUCCGCAGAGGAGUUCAACCGAUCGAUAUGACACAACAACUUCACCAAUCCAGCUAAGUCGCCGGGCACGGACGAGGCCAGAAAUGAAGUCCUUUAUGGAGGCAGAAUUUGCCGACAGGAGAAAGUGUAGCCGUUGUGGUAAUGUCUCGAUCAGAAAACCGUCAAUUUCGAGAAGAAACAACUACAGAUACCAGGAUAAUUCUAAUUUCUCGGCUAAGGCGCAUUUUGUCGACGAUGCCGAGAUUCUCGAUCAAUCCUGGUGCGGUCAUUGUAAACCAAAACACCACUUUGAAGAAAAUAUGGGACCUUGUGAAAUUCCAUCACCGAUUUUAUACACGAUGAAAUCACGACGCUCCAGAGACACUAAUAUACCAACGCACGAAACAUUGGAGGAAAAGCGUGUGAUGGACGAGUUAUCGCACGAAUACGCACGACUACCAACUAGAUACAUUAAAGAUACGCCAAACAUUUUACGCGAUAGGAUCAGACAUUCUGUACAGACAGCGCAGAGCCCACUAACCAGGAUGUCCAAUCGUUAUGAUCCUUAAACCAUUCUUCUCAAAAUUUGUCUUUUACAAACCCAAGA